Tachysurus vachellii is the source of this 5395-nucleotide messenger RNA. Its product is annotated as retinoic acid-induced protein 2. NCBI's taxonomy places the organism in Eukaryota, Metazoa, Chordata, Actinopteri, Siluriformes, Bagridae. Bases 516 to 2240 code for a protein of 574 amino acids. Gene Ontology annotation, biological process: animal organ development. Gene Ontology annotation, cellular component: nucleus. The record is from RefSeq and is a predicted model, not a curated record. The transcript is spliced from 2 exons.
GAGACAUAGAGAGAGAGCUCUGAACCAGGAUUUUAUUCACGGCGUCAGAGUUAACGUACGCGCGCGAGCGCCCCACCGGGGAAAGGAGGGGGGAGGGCAGGUCGAGGGUAAUCGCGAGCUCGGCUGCUCGGCUGUCACACGGCUCUGAGCUCCUUCUUCAUGUCGAUAUCGUGGGGGGAAGCGAUAAAGAGAGCGCGCGCCGGUCAUCUCUUCUGUCGGGAGGAAUAAAAACUACGGCUUAACGCGUGUAUUAACCGUCUGGCUUCGGGAAUGACGCCACCCUAAACGUCGACGCUUUCAUGGGUCUGCGUGGAGAAAACGGAGCGAGCGGUGACGGAAAAAUCCAGAAAUAAUGCGUGUUUAAACGCCAGCUGAGGCUUGACAUCACCCCGUUCUUCAUUCUCGUCGAGUUUAUUCCAAGGGUUGCUCCCCAGAAUUCUCUCUGAAACAUGAAAUAAAUUGUAUGAGCUUUUAUGCUCACGAUACCUGAAGGAGGCUGAAAUAAAUAGAAGGAGAUGGAGCACCCGUACAAGGACUCGCAUGUAGUAGACAUGGCAAAUCCUCAGGAAGUCUGCAACAGCACAGUGGGUGGAGUGGACAGCAUUGGCAAACUUGAGAAUGAGACCAGUCCAGUAAUCCCCAAUGAGACAUGGAAUGUCAGCUCUCCUACAAUCUCGAAGAGGUCUGUCUCACCUCUGUUGACAAUGCAGGCAGCUCCUGUUGUUGCCCCCAAUACAGAAUCUCCUGGAGGGGUUGCUCUUAAAGUGGCAACCACAGUUCUUCAGCCCAUCUGCUUGGGUGAGAGUCCAGUUAUGCUACCUAUCCUAGCAGGCACAGCAGCUGCACAAGUUGGACAGGCUGGCACUACUCCAUACCUGAUGACUAGCCAAGGUCCCCUUUCCUUACCCCUGGUUUUAGAGCAGCAGGUGCUGCAGCACCUGAACCCACAGCUCCUCCAGCAGGCUGCUACUUGCCCAGCGCUCUCGCUACAGAACAGUAUGCUGUGCCAGAACCCUUCAGUUGCUCUUGGGCCUCCACCUUCUUUGGACCAGAAAGUUGUUGGUCAAGUUCUAGAUGCAAGUCUGCUUACCCUUCUCCAGAACCCAAAUGUUGCUGCCAUCUUGCAGGAUCUUUUUCCUGGCCAAGUUAAUACCUCUCCUUCUUGUCAUCCAGCGACCUCCCCGCAGGCAGACCCUUUCUCGUCUGCUUUUCUCCCCCCUCCUCCACUUACACACCCAUAUAACUCUCCACUUUCCCCACUAGUGCCUCCAGCCACUUUGCUAGUCCCUUAUCCAGUUGUUAUUCCCCUGCCGGUUCCACUUCCAAUCCCAAUUCCCAUUCCAGUCCCAGUCUCAACUUGUAAGGAAACCAAGGUUGACAAGGUGGAACCCUCUAAACCUGCAUGCACUUCAAGUAAGAGCACUCAGACUUCCACUCAAGAUUUCUGCCCUCCUGUGAUGAUGCUUACCAAGGACAUGGCAGUCCAACAACCACCUUUUCAGUCUAGUUCAUUCCCCGUGGUGACAGAUGGGGAGGUGCUAGACUUGUCCGUCAAGGCCCAUCAACCUCAAUUGCUGCAUAUUGGCAGUUCACAGGAGAUCCAGACUUUGCAGCAAGACAGUGUACUUGAUCUAUCUGUUACCAGUGAUAGGAAGACGUGCAUUCAGUCCUGCAGUGUCUACGGACCACCACCACCAUCUGGCCGACGAGAGAGAGCCUGCAUGUCUGGAGAGGAGGUCUGUAAUGGAGCUUUGGCUCUGGGGGUCUUGCGACCAGUAGACUGCACUCCCAAGCUGGACUCCAAACUCCUCAGUGGUUUAGCAUCACUGGAAUUUAGUCGGCAGCACAAGUGGGUGGUGGACAGUGGCAGCAGUGGUUCAGUCACCAGUUCAGUACAUGAUGCUACUCUUGGAAGUAGUGGCAACAUUGAAAUAGUUAGCACUUCACAGACAGCCAAGGUGAUUGUAUCUGUGAAGGACGCCAUGCCUGCGAUCUUUUGUGGUAAACUCAAAGGCCUGUCAGGUGUCUCCACAAAGAAUUUCUCUAUCAAGUGUGACGCCAGUCAAGGGAGUUAUGCUGCCCUGCCUAGAUCCCAGGGAGAGCAGCGGGGAGACCAAUGUGACGCAUUUAAAAAAAUCCCCAAAAAUCGAGGGAUUAAAUUGAAGAAGGUCAGUUCCCAGGAGAUCCACAUUCUACCAUUAAAGAAGCAGCGUCUGGCUGCCUUUCUGCCUAGGAAAUAGCAAAGACUUUGGUGUUGAUGGUCUGAGCUUGUGGGAUGGCCUGUGGAAUAGAGACAUAAUGAAUGAAAUACUGUUCCUACAAAAGCUUAAAGGCUGGAAGGAGUACAUAGAGAUAGAGAAACCGGGAGAGAGGGAGAGCAAGGAAGGAAUUAGGGUUUGUUGAUGCUACAGGCAUUUCUGGCAGAACAAGACUUAGACACUCUAAACUGACCAGGAAUAUUUAGGGCAAUGCUGGUCUUCUCUUGUUGGCCUGGUCAGCAUUUGAUCCAUUCAUUAUAAAGUGAUCAGAGAGAUUGUUAAAUUGGCUGAGGCCACAAGAAAUAAAGUAUACAAGGAGCUGAAAAUGAUAGACUGCAACACUACUGAACAAAUCACUCGACAAAAAAAUGCUCCCAAAACCGCUCCUCUGCUAUGCAUUUUGAUUUCGGUCACACAUCCUCAUGAAUUAUUCAUGCCUUCUCUAAUCUAAAUAUCCAUUAAUAUGCAUAAGCUCGGUUCAGAGAUUGUGCCAGCUGCCAAAAUGAAAUCAGUCCUGUGUUUGUCCUGCCGAAUUCAUCUUUGUGUCUGUCUGUUUGUUCUCGUGCAGGACUCUUCCCCGGGUUUCGUUUCUAAAAUGAACUUUGUGCGAACAGAUUUUAUUCACCCGGGGUAGUGUGUGACCUCUGUGCUUUGCCCCGUUAACCGGUAAUGGUUGUAUUAAUCAGUGAAUCAGUUAAGCGGAACAUCCGCCUUCAACGGGGGGUUGGGCUAGCGGUUAGCACAGCGGGCUAAUAACGACUUGCCAAAGCAAAAGGUCUCUAUUUCAUUAACUUUGAUGAUCGGCAGAAACGGUUGUCAGUGGCAACAAAGCACAGUUUUCCUCAUUGGUUUCUGGGGGGAGGGUGAGCAGUAAUGGAAAAAUACACACUGCCCACCCAUCUCAAUUAGAACAAAAUAAUCACUGGGGGCUUGCAUAUAACACAGUAAAUGCAAUUUAAGGGGGUUAUUAAUGAUCUUUGUGUGAGGUUUUUUUUCUGUUUCUAGAGAUUUUAUGAGCCCUCUGAACUGCAGUUCAUGAUUUCAGGCUAUUUCAGGCUGUUAUUAUCUACUAGUGUUUGUUAUUGCAACAUGUCUGCUUCUAACAUUGGGUGAGGUGCUUAUUACUGCACCACUGGCUUUUAGUUUUGUUAUACUAAACCCCUAAGAAAAUGACAACUGAUAAAUCAAGUUGUUUGUGUUUCAUAUUGCGUUUUUCCCAUUCCCUGCACAAGCUUUUUACAUCCAGCAUUGUUACUGUGUGUGUUUGUGUGUGUGCUUGUGUAACAAAUUUCAGCUACUCUCCCACAGUUCAGUGACUGAAAGAAGACAAUUUAUUUCGAUAUUUUGUCCCCUCUCAGGUCCUAAUUCUUUUAUCGUCAGUUGAGCGCUUGCACUUUUUUCCCCAUUUCAUUUUUUUUUUUUUUUUGUUAUUUUGAUCCCGUUAUUAGUAACAUUCCUUUUUUUAGUCCAACUAAUUUUACUUUACCGAAAUAACUUGCAACUACAUGAAACUAGUGCUCCAAAUUUCUGUAUUAGAAUUUGUUUUAACACAGAAUAAAAACCCCCAGAGGUAUAAAUGUCAGGACCGUCAGCAUUGUGUGUAAAUUCAACAUCACUCCGGUUGACUGGUCUAAACAGCCUCAACAGGUAGAUUAACCAGACAGCGCCACAUGGUCGUGGUAACAAAUGUGUUUUUUCUGGCUUUUUAAAAAAACAAAACAAAAAACUGUAUUUGUAUCUGUUUUGUUUAAAAUUAUGUAUUUUUAUUUUGGUUUCAUCUCUAAUUUACAUAAGUGCAGUUCUACAGUUGUCCCCAGUUUUAGGGGAUUUUUUUUGGAUGACGAUGAUGAUGUUGAGGGCUUUGCUGUGCUGAAAUUGACUGUAUUUAAUUCCCCAUAGUGGCUACGUUCACCCUUAUGUGUGUUUGUCCCAGUGCACAUUUUAGUGUUUUCUGCUACCAUUAACCUUUCAAAGGGCUUCAUUAGGAGUUGAUGUGUUGAGUCAGGUGAGUGAAGUGUGUCGAAGGAAACGUUUGAGACGUUACUGAUGUUCAAACAUGUCUGAAGGCAUGAAAGAUAUCAGAAUGAAGCAGUCACAAAGGAGUUGAAGGAAAACUCACCCCCCUGUGCCGGCCGACCCCCACCCUUUAAACUCACUCAACAGGAUCAAUAAAGCGUCUUGGCUUUUCAUUUCUACGAGCUUAAAAGGAUUAGCAGAUCUUCACAUUUGUUCUGCACUGCUCAGAUUCGCACAGAACACCAAUUUGGUCGAAACCACAGAAACGCCCAAAGAGCUGAAAAGCUACUAACUAGACGGAACUUCAAAAAGCUGACUGCCCAGCUCAGCAAACCCAUUUUCUCAAAAUUCAGUUCAACAAUCUGUAAUUCAAUAUCGUAAAUGAACAAGGCUCUUUCUAAAGAGUUGUACGUUAGGUUCUUGAAUGCAGAAAGUGGUAAUUAUGCCUGCUAAUUUUUUUUUUAUUCCUGUACAGCGAAGGGAGGAUGGCCGGACCUUCGGCUCGUUCAGAGCGUUUUUAUUCGUGAAGCGGCUCAGAUCCGAAUCUCUCAUCCACCCGUUCAGGUCUUUAUGAUAAUCUUGAUCCGAAUAUUCUCUGCUCUGCAAUGAGGAUUGAUUGAUUUUUAUUUAAAAAUGAAUCCUAGCACAAAAAUAGCUGAAAUUGCCACCAGAGGCAUUAAACAAUUAUUUAACAACUAUUUGUUCCCUUGUAUUUGAUUCCUUGAUAAGACACAGUGAUUCUUCUAUAAUGUAUCAUAUAAAAUACUCAUUUCUGUUUUGUAUCUAAAUUCAAACCAAAACUCUGUCAAAACUCAAGUAGCUGUAGAUCUAUAACGUGUUAACAAUCUGCACCUACGUUGUUAAUUUCAGGGGGGAAACACGCAACCCUUGCACAAAUACUGAAUCCUUUGUAUGUGUGUGUGUGUCUGGGAAACCCCAACUUGAUGAUGUGAACUAAUUCACCAACUCGUCCUUACUAUUCUAAAAGACUGUACAUGACACUUUGUAGGAGUUUAUUAAAGUAUUCUGUGGGCGAAUUUCUUUUUUAAAUGUUUUGUAAAUAACUGAGCAAUGUGUUAAGGACUAAAUGAAAAGAAAAUAAAAAAAAGAAGAUGGCCAUG